Molecule: messenger RNA, 1716 nt
Organism: Chlorella variabilis
Lineage: Eukaryota; Viridiplantae; Chlorophyta; Trebouxiophyceae; Chlorellales; Chlorellaceae
Product: expressed protein
Exons: 13
Coding region: 1-1716 (571 amino acids)
Source: RefSeq, a predicted model, not a curated record
AUGUUGGAAGCCUUCGACGUCAAGGCCAUGGGGGCCAAGACGAGCCUGGCCUUCACCACCCUGGCCUUCGUUGCGGUCAUUGCGGGCAGCUUUACCUACCUGAGCGUGUGCGGGGGAGCCCCAGGCCUCAGUUUUUGCCCGGCCUGGGGACUGGUGAGGCGGCCGACCUUCACGGCCGCCGCGCCACGGUGCCUCGCCGCGCUGGGUGGCGGCGGCGGCGUGCAAAUCCUGGGUGCAAAGCAGACCUUCCUGCCGCCGGAUGCCCUCCUGCGUGGCACCUCCAACUACGGCUCCGGCCAGCGCAUGGAGCGGCUGGGGCACAAGCUGCUGCAGGGCCAGCCCAUCACAGUCGCCUUUUUGGGCGGCUCCAUCACCUGGGGACGGGGCGGGUACGAGGGCGGGUCGUUCACAAACCGCUUCACGGAGUGGCUCAACGCCACCUUCCCCCACCCCGACCACCGCGUCGUCAACCUGGGCCUCCCCGCCGUCACCUCCGCCCUCUUUGCCGCCUGCUAUGAUACCGUGCCAGAGGAUGCCGACCUGGUGGUGCUCGACUUUGCCGUGAAUGACGGGCACGUCUCGCCGCGGUGGCGAGAAAAGCUGGGCUACUCGUUCGCCGGCGGGGAGCGGCGCGGCUUUGAGCAGCUGGUGCGCAAGAGCCUCAGGUUGCGCCAGUCGCCCGCUGUGGCCUUGCUUCACUUCUUCUCUUGGAAUGCCACCAGGGAUAAGCUGGAGGAGGAGGGCUAUCGGCCGGUGGGCGACAGCUUCUUCUUCCGUACCGUCGAGGAUGAGCUGAGCACCAUAGCGCAGUAUUACGACGCCCCGGUGCUGUCGCUGCGCAACGCGGUGUACCACUUGAUGCGGGAGCAGCGCUUUGGGUUCCAGUGGAAUGUCAGCCUGCACUUCGCCAAGGGGCGCUCCGCUGAGGAGAUGGAGGUUCUGAAGCAGGCGCAGUUCUUCUGGGAUGAGAACCACCCUUGGGACCGCACCGGCCACAGGGCCAUGGCUGAACUCGUCAUGGCCGCCGUCAGCCGCGGCGUGCAAGCAGCAGCAGAUGCGCAGCUGAGCCAGCUGGCGCGCGUGGGCGCGCUGGCCGUGGGGCAGAUGACAGCGGCGGCGCGGUCAAAGCUGGCAGAGGCGCGGCCGCUGGUGGCGCUGCCGCCGCUGCCGCCGCCCAUGGUGACCGGAAAUUACGAGGCCAAUGCCACGUCGUGCCACCUCCAGGAGAACUUCCAGGCGGUGAUUGGCACCCUGCAGGGGUUCAAGUAUGAGCCCAGGGCGCCCGAUGAGGAGACCUAUGUGGCACAAAAGUGGGGCCUGACGGCGGACCAGCCGGGGGCGUGGGCCACGCUCGAGAUCGACUCGGGGCUCGGGGGCCUGUCUGGCAAGCUGAAGUCGGUGCAGGUGCACCUGCUCUUCCUGCGCAGCUGGGGCGGCAUGGGGCGGGCGCGGGUGGAGUGCGCCAAGGGGUGCAGGUGCAAGUCUCAGCAGCUGGACGGGCACUGGGACCGCCAGGCAACACUCACAGAUCUGUUCAGCUUGGAGGUCUCACCGCAUGCCCAGUGCCAGCUCAAGCUGACGGUGCUGGAGGAGAGCAGCUCAGGGAACCACACGUUCAGCAUCAGCGGUGUGGUGGUGUCCUCUGUGGAUGCGAAAAUGGAGCGGGGCAAGGUUGGGCAGUGGGAAGUUGACACGCUGGAUUCCAUGUUACCUUAA